CAAAAACAACAGCAAAUUCUGGUGCGAAUUUCCAUGUGCGAAACGACUGAGUAAGGUUGUGGAGAUGUCAGCGACACAGCGAGAAGCAAGAAGGGGCCGCGUGAUCAUCAGGGACGAGCCAGCAAACCUCACCUUCACCGUGACCUUGGAGAACCUCACGGAAACCGACGCGGGCAUAUACUGCUGUGGGGUCUCACGGCCUGGACUCAAGAGGAAUCCCCUGGCCCGGGUCGUGGUGUCAUUGUACCCAGCACCAAAGCCAACCCAGGAAAAAUCCAACACAAGGACGCAGACCUCGCCAUGGACAACCGAAAGGACCUCUGUGUGGUCCACUCCAGCAACAAGGGCUGGGUGCCUGCUUGGCUGCGCCCCCUUCCUGCUCCUCAUCCUCCCGAAGGUGCCCCUGCUGCUGGGCGUGCUGGGGGCUGUCCUCAGGGUGAGACGGCACCCAAGGGGCCUUCAGGGAGCCGCCUCCGGCAGCCUGGCCUAGGUGUCCCACGUGGUGCCACCGACCCAAUCCAGAGAUGCAGACAAAUGCUCGCUGGGACCAGAGGGGACGUCCAGGCCGCAGCCCUCAGCACUCUCCAGGGCUUUCCAGAGACUCGUGAACACAACUUUAAAACCCGUUAGUCAGGGCUGGAGCAAUAGGUAGGGCGUUUGCCUUGCACGCGGCUACCCAGGUUUGAUUCCCGGCAUCCUAUAUGGUCC
Sorex araneus (European shrew) is the source of this 708-nucleotide messenger RNA. Its product is annotated as CMRF35-like molecule 6. Gene Ontology annotation, molecular function: transmembrane signaling receptor activity. The coding region runs from base 65 to 490 and encodes 141 amino acids. NCBI's taxonomy places the organism in Eukaryota, Metazoa, Chordata, Mammalia, Eulipotyphla, Soricidae. The transcript has 3 exons. The record is from RefSeq and is a predicted model, not a curated record. Gene Ontology annotation, cellular component: plasma membrane.